Molecule: messenger RNA, 925 nt
Organism: Saccoglossus kowalevskii
Lineage: Eukaryota; Metazoa; Hemichordata; Enteropneusta; Harrimaniidae
Product: histamine N-methyltransferase-like
Source: RefSeq, a predicted model, not a curated record
UUUACAGUAAAAUGGCAGAGAACACACAGGACGUGUAUGAAGACAAUGACUAUUACUUCAAGAUGUAUAAUUAUUUCACUAGCAAGUCCACAGAAGAUUCACCAAAUCAGUGGAUUAAAGAGUGGGAUACAAUAGUGGAUUUGAUACCAAAUGUUGAAAUGUCAGACAGUAUAUACAUGUUGGCAGUUGCAACAGGCGAAGGGUCAUUAGAAAGACAGGUAAUUGAAAUGAUUUUCAAACAUCGUCCGAGAGUAACCCUCCAUGUUGACGUCAUCGAACCCGCCAUUGACCAGAUAAACCAAUUUAAAGUGAAGUCAGAUGAGAUGAAAGCAAAGUAUCCUAAACUGACGUUUGGAUGGUUUCCGCUCACAUGGGAUGGUGUUAGAGGAAAACAGGAGAUUAAUAACAAGAAAUAUCAUUUAAUUGUAUGUGUAAACGGUUUAUAUUAUAUGGACGACUGGGCAGAGACGAUUAACCAAUUUUACAACAUCUUAGCUUCACGUGGCGUCAUGUUCAUUACUAUAAACAGCAGUGAAAGUGGAUGUGGUAAUCUUUUCAAGAACUAUGCAUCAUGGGAAGGUAGAACAACUCAUCUGCUAACUGCUGAUAACAUCAUUGCUCACCUUCGAUCGACAAAUGUCCCAUAUAAACGCUACAUUCGUAAAACUACGGUGGAUAUCUCCGAGGUCUUCAAUGGAAAUUCAGAAGGCGGUAACAUGUUGCUCGAUUUUCUUGUACAGCGUAAAGACUUUCGAAAGACUGCACCUGAGAAACUAAAGAAAAAAGUGUUUGGUUUCAUCGAAAACAAUUCUAAGGUAGUUCAGGGCAAAACAUUAAUUACAGACGAUGAAAUCGACUUAGUUGUAAUUAAGUAAUAACGUGACCAAUAUGUAUAAUAUAUGCCACAGAAUAAAUGCUAAAUAAU